CUCAACAUCAAGCUACAAGAUUCUUCAGUUUUUCUGAACUCAGUCUGUAGUUUGAAGCUUCUCCAGACGUUCUUAGAGGACCUAAAGUGAAGCAAACUCUAAAGGAAGCAGGGAAAAGUUGCCAGAAAGUCAUGGCUUCCUCCAGCAGUGUCCUGUCUGAAGAUCAGCUCCAGUGCUCCAUCUGUCUGGACGUGUUCACUGAUCCAGUCACGACUCCAUGUGGACACAACUUCUGCAGGGUCUGUCUCAAAGAGUGCUGGGACAGCAGUUCACGCUGCAAGUGUCCACUUUGCAUGGAGGAAUUCUUCAGAAGACCAGAGCUACGUGUGAAUACGUUCAUCUCUGGACUGGCUACUCAGUUCAAGAAGUCAGUUCAGGUGAAAUCCAGCAGAGCUCCAGAGAAGCGUCCAUCCAAAGUUAAGAAAGUUCUGUGUGACUACUGUAGUGAGGGAGCAGUAAAGUCCUGUCUGGACUGUGGAGUCUCUUACUGUGAGACUCAUCUGAUGCCUCAUAAAACCGCAGUUAAACUCAAGAAGCACAAAAUGAUGGACCCUGUGGAGAACCUGGAGGACUACAGCUGCCAGAAACAUGAGAGACCCCUGGAGCUGUUCUGUAGAGACGACCAGAUGUAUGUAUGUCAGUUCUGCACUGAAACAGACCACAAGGCUCACAGCACUGUUCCUAUAGAGGAGGAGGGUCGAGAGAAGAAGACUAAGCUGAUGAAGACACAAGUAGAAGUUCAGCAGAUGAUCCAAGACCGACUGAAGAAGACUGAGGAAAUCAAACAAUCUGUAAAACUCAAUAAAAAAAGCUCAGAGAAGGAGAAAGCAGACAGUGUGGAGGUCUUCAGAGCUCUGCUGCACUGCAUUGAGAGAAGCCAGGCGGAGCUGCUUGAGGUGAUGGAGGAGAAGCAGAAAGCAGCAGAGAGGCAGGCUGAAGAGUUCAUUAAAGAGCUGGAGCAGGAAAUCACUGAGCUAAAGAGGAGAGACACUGAGCUGGAGCAGCUCUCCCACACUGAGGACCACCUCCACCUCCUACAGGUUUACCCGUCCCUCUGCAGCCCUCCACCCACCAAGAACUGGACUGACGUCAGGAUUAACACUCAUCUGAAGUUGGAGACUCUGAGGAGAGCUCUGAUUCAGCUUCAGGAAGAGAUCAAUAAGGAGAUGGAGAACCUUCCUGAGAUCAAACUGAAGAGAAUUCAACAAUAUGUAGUGGAUGUGACUCUGGAUCCUGACACUGCUCAUCCCUCCCUCGUCAUGUCUGAUGAUGGGAAACAAGUGCGAGAUGGAGACACAGAAGAGAAAGUUCCUGACACCCCAGAGAGGUUUGAUGAAUGUGUCUCUGUGCUGGGAAAGGAGGGGUUCUCCUCAGGGAGAUUUUACUAUGAGGUUCAGGUCAGCGGGAAGAGUGAGUGGGAAUUAGGAGUGACCACAAAGUCCAGUAACAGGAAGGGAGAGAUUACACUGAGUCCUGAGAACGGGUACUGGACUGUGUGGCUGAGAAACAAAACUCGAUAUAAAGCUCUGGACACUCGCCCUGUCCUUCUCUCCUUGAAACAGGCUCCCCAGAAGGUGGGGGUGUUUGUGGAUUAUGAGGAGGGUCUGGUCUCCUUCUAUGACGUUGAGGCCAGGUCUCAUAUCUACUCUUUCACUGGUCAGUCUUUCACUGAGAAACUCUAUCCAUACUUCAGCCCUGGUCUCAAUAAUGAAGGGAAAAACUCAGCAACGCUGAUCAUCAUGCCUCUUGAACUUUAUAACUGA
Molecule: messenger RNA, 1763 nt
Organism: Pygocentrus nattereri (red-bellied piranha)
Lineage: Eukaryota; Metazoa; Chordata; Actinopteri; Characiformes; Serrasalmidae
Product: E3 ubiquitin-protein ligase TRIM39-like
Exons: 7
Coding region: 132-1763 (543 amino acids)
Molecular function (GO): protein binding; zinc ion binding
Source: RefSeq, a predicted model, not a curated record